AUGGGCCUCUUCAAGCGCAAGGACUCAAAGCAAUCAGCGUCCGAUAAGGAUGAGCAAGACUCGUUGACCUCGACGAACAGUGCGAGGACGUCAAACGCGUCUCUGAAAAUGCCACUGUCGCUCAAGUCCAGCGGCAGUCCUCCAAUCCCUGAGAUUCCCAUUGCCCCUCCUCCUGACCCCAAUAUCGACCCUGCCGCCUAUCUCAGAAGCAUCCACUCCGUUCGCCAAAGGUCCAGGUUUAUUAUGCUCAAGGCGAAAAUGAACCAAUUGAACCAUUUUGACGUGGACGUUGACAAGUUUGAGGCCACAGCGCAAUACGUGGUGUCGAUUAUCAAAAGAGAUUAUGCGCCCGACUACCAGUCCAUUCCCGCCCACGGUCGCUGGCAGCACUUUGAAGUCGGUGGCAGGCCCCGAAUCAACCAACUGCUUCAGUCCUGGCCCAGCACAAUUGAUUCCCUCGAACGGACAAGGCGAUUAAUCGAUUUGUUCCUAAUCUCAGUCUUGCUCGAUGCCGGAGCCGGGAAUAAGUGGUCGUACAAGUCGAAAGAAUCAGGGAAAAUUUACAAGCGCAGCGAAGGGUUGGCUGUUGCGAGUUUGGAAAUGUUUAAAACUGGGAUGUUCAGCAGUGACCCCACCGAGCCUUGCCAGGUCGACGGUGCAGGUUUGAAGAGGGUUACUGUACAAGCACUAGCAAAGGGGAUGCAGCACACGGAAGACAAUCCGCUGGCUGGCAUUGAAGGGCGUGCGGGACUGCUCACGAGGCUUUCGGGAGCCCUAGAUAAUCAGGAGUUUUUCGGAGUGGAUGCCAGACCUGGUAACAUGCUAGACUACCUCCUCUCUCAUCCCUCAACCCUAGCAUCAUCAGUUCCCAUCAUUCCAGUCCCCACACUCUGGAAUGUCCUCAUGGACGGACUUUCUCCAAUCUGGCCACCAUCGCGCACGCAGAUAGAUGGUGUGUCGAUUGGAGAUGCUUGGCCUUGCAAAGCCAUGCCUCCGUCGCCACCUACCAAAGAAUGGGAAACAAUAGUCCCCUUCCACAAGCUAACGCAAUGGCUCUGCUACUCCAUUAUGGUACCAAUGUCAAAGAUUCUGAACAUCAGGUUUUCCGGCACCGAACUUUUGACAGGGCUUCCCGAGUACCGAAAUGGAGGCCUUCUCAUUGAUAUGGGCCUACUUACGCUGAAAGAUGAAGACAUGAAACGCGGCCUAGAUGCUUACAAGACGAAUGCAAUGAUAAAAGGCCAGCCUAAUAUGGAAGUGGUCCCUCUGUUCACGGCAGACGAUGAUGUAAUAGUGGAGUGGCGCGCUCUGACAGUCGGGUUCCUUGAUGAGUUACGGGAUGAGGUGAAUAAGUUGUUAGAUUUGCCCGAGGGCCAACAGCUGAGUCUUCCGCAGAUACUGGAAGCGGGAACCUGGAAGGGAGGCCGUGAGAUAGCAGAGGUGUCGAGGCCAAAUACCAAACAACCUCCGAUUAUGAUCGUCUCGGACGGGACAGUGUUUUAA
Uncinocarpus reesii 1704 is the source of this 1503-nucleotide messenger RNA. RefSeq lists its product as uncharacterized. The transcript is spliced from 4 exons. The record is from RefSeq and is a predicted model, not a curated record. Bases 1 to 1503 code for a protein of 500 amino acids. Lineage: Eukaryota; Fungi; Ascomycota; Eurotiomycetes; Onygenales; Onygenaceae.